AUGAAUGGAGCUGUUGAGGCUGCGAAUAAGAAUUUGAAGAAGAUAAUUCAAAAAAUGACUGAAAGACACCGUGAUUGGCACGAGAAACUCCCCUAUGCAUUAAUGGCAUAUAUAACAGCUAUUCGGACUUCUACUGGGGCCACUCCCUACAACCUCAUGUAUGGAAUGGAAGAGGUAUUGCCAGCUGAGGUCGAAAUCCCUUCUUUGCACAUUUUAAUGGAGGUCAAACUGGAUGAAACUGAUUGGAUUAAACAACGUCAUGAGCAGUUGUCUUUAAUCAAUGAGAAGAGGUUAAAUGCCAUUUGUCAUGGUCAAUGCUAUCAAAGGAGGGUGGCCCGUGCUUACAACAAGAAAGUCAGACCACGGAUAUUCGCAGAAGGAGAUAAAGUGUUGAAACAUAUUUUGCCAGUACAAGAGGAAGCUAAGGGAAAGUUUGCACCAAAUUGGCAAGGCACUUUUAUUGUCCUGAAAGUUUUGCCCGGUGGAGCUCUCAUUCUCGCAGAAAUGGGUGGGCAAGUGUUCCCUCAACCGAUCAAUUCGGAUAUGUGUAAGAAAUUUUUCAUAUGA
This is a messenger RNA of Coffea eugenioides, 567 nucleotides long. RefSeq lists its product as uncharacterized. The record is from RefSeq and is a predicted model, not a curated record. Bases 1 to 567 code for a protein of 188 amino acids. Gene Ontology annotation, molecular function: nucleic acid binding. The transcript has a single exon. NCBI's taxonomy places the organism in Eukaryota, Viridiplantae, Streptophyta, Magnoliopsida, Gentianales, Rubiaceae.